Messenger RNA from Octopus sinensis (East Asian common octopus), 1588 nucleotides. Its product is annotated as putative universal stress protein SSP1056. The transcript has 4 exons. The record is from RefSeq and is a predicted model, not a curated record. Lineage: Eukaryota; Metazoa; Mollusca; Cephalopoda; Octopoda; Octopodidae. The coding region runs from base 995 to 1489 and encodes 164 amino acids.
AUCUAGCUUCAUUCUCAUCCACACACGCGCACAACCGUUCCAGCAGGCACUGAUUAUUGCAUAUUAUGUUUUCGUUUUGCCUUCUUUCGUCGUAAUCUAUUCGUUACUGCUAGUUUCUCUCAAUCUAUAGCUGAAACUAGCGAGGUAGCCGCCGCUUUUCACAUCAAACACAGCUUUUGUAGUGUUGUCUUUUCAUUACUGUUAUUAUUUUAUCUACCAUUUUAUUACAUGCACCAACUUUAACAUACCUAACGCUGAUCCUUUUUCUUCCAAACACACACAAAAAGUAGUGCUAUAUAUAUACACAUAUUAUUUACAUAUUAUUUAGAUAUUUUACACGUGUGUUCAUAUUUAUUGUACUGCUUACACGACACUUAGACGCGCGGAGCUUCAUUCAUUUAUUGAGAAAACGGAGAUUAUUUCGGUAUAUUUGGUGUUAAAUUCAAAGUGACCAAGGAACAUUUCGACGUAUAUUUUACUAUAAGGAAAUUCAAGACUAAAUUGUUCAAUGAGAAGCGGAGGUAUCACGGAAGAAAACUAAUGCACAAAACAACUCUAGCAGCAGCAAACGGCAAUAACAAACAACACCUACAACAAAAUCCUAAAUAACAACAAGAGCUACAACUACACUACUACUACUACUACUACUACUACUACUACUACUACUACUACUACGACUACUGAAGAGUCGUUUAUUUUUAAAGAGAUUUGAACAGUUAUUGUUGUUGUGUUGUUAUUACUUGAAAUUUAAUCACCGCCAUCACUAACAAAAGUGAAAAAAAUUCGCGAGGAAACGCCACUGUGUACCUUCUUCGUUAAAAAAAACAACAACAACAACAUCAACAAAAAAAAAGGAACGUGUUCGGUAAAAAAAAAAUAAAGAAAAGAAAAGAAAAGAAAAGAAAAAAAAACUAUUAUUUAAUAAUAAUAAUAAUAAUAAUAAUAAUACCUCCCUAUUUUCUGUGAAUAAUUCUGUAUCUCACUCAGUAAAAGAAUGUCUGCACAUCACUCAAACACAGUUUUAAUCAGUGUUGAUGGAAGCUCAGAGGCAGAUCAUGCAUUGACAUGGUAUGCUAACACAAUGUGGAAAGACACCGACAAGGUUGUAUUAGUCUACUGCCCUGAAUGGUACGACCUUACCGAUGCAAGUCCAGGUGUAAUACAGGAUUUGAGCAAAAAGAUAGAAUCGCAUUCCAUGGAUGUCCGUAGACAUUACGAGGAGAUGAUGCAGAAAUUAAAGAUCAAUGGAAAAUUUCGGGUUGUGAAUUGCUCAAAACCAGGUCAUGGCGUCAUUACGAUGAUUGAUGAAGUAAAAGCAACGUACGUUUUAACUGGAACACGUGGUCAAGGGAAAAUAAGAAGAACCAUCUUGGGGAGUGUAAGCGACUACAUCGUACAUCACUCCCCGGUUCCUGUCGUAGUUGCCCGCCGAGAAAAACAACACAAACACGAAGAGCGAGAAGACGGCGAAUUUAAGCCAAUGGUUUAACGCAGUGAAAGUCAAGUAAACAAUGAACUAAAAGAGAGAGAAAGAGAAAGUGCAAAAUGAAAGGGAGGGAGAGGGAGAGAAAGCAGAGAAAGAAAAAAA